CUGGAGACGGUAAACGGCGGCGGCGGCGGCCGCAGCGGGCUCAUGUCGGACCUGGGCUCGGAGGAGUUUGAGGAAGAGGCGGAGCACGAUCUCGGGGAAUAUGAAGGUGACCGUAAUGAAGCUGGUGAAAGGCAUGGUCAUGGCAAAGCAAGAUUACCCAAUGGGGACACAUAUGAAGGGCGGUAUGAAAAUGGAAAAAGAUGUGGUCAGGGGACCUACAGGUUUAAAAAUGGGGCCCGCUACAUUGGAGAAUACCUCAACAACAGAAAACAUGGUAAAGGCACCUUCAUCUAUCCGGAUGGAUCAAAAUAUGAAGGAGACUGGGUAAAUGACCAAAGACAAGGCCAAGGAGUUUACUACUAUGUAAAUAAAGACACCUACACUGGAGAAUGGUUUAGUCACCAAAGGCAUGGACAAGGUACCUAUCUCUAUGCUGACACCGGCUCUAAAUAUGUUGGCACCUGGCUAAGUGGACAGCAGGAUGGAGCCGCUGAACUUAUUCACCUAAACCACAGAUACCAGGGCAAGUUUGUGAACAAAAACCCAGUGGGACUAGGGAAGUACAUUUUUGACAUUGGGUGUGAACAGCAUGGUGAAUAUGUACCAGCAGAUCAGGACAGAGGGGAAGAAGAGGAGGAGGAGGAAUCUUUAUCAGCUGCUUCUCCAAAAUGGAGAGUUUCCAAAAUCACCCCAUUAGCCCUCUGGACAGCAACCGAUGAAGAGCCCCCGGCCCCGGUCACCACGGUGCUAUCUUCAGAAGGGGUAUACAUGUCUGAAGAUGGUGAGAGGGAGCCAUCUCUAGUUGAAGUUGCAGAGAGUAGAGAAGCUGAACCCGACGCCAAGCCAGGGGAAGACUUGCAAGAAGAAGAAAAGGACAAAGAGGAACCCAAGGAGGAGCCCGAAGAGGAAGUCAAAGAUGAUAACAUGGAUCAGGAAAAUGUCAUGGCAGAUGAGAAAGAAGAGGAAGUGAGAAUGUCAGAAGCUUCAGAUGUAAACUAAGAGGACUAAAGCAAAGCUGUUUCUUCUUCAUAAACUACAGAAAUUUUAUUUCACACAACUGUUUGUUAAAGGGGGUUGAAUUUAAAUAUGCAAAUAAAGGUGUUCAUGAUAGUUUA
Messenger RNA from Tachyglossus aculeatus (Australian echidna), 1115 nucleotides. RefSeq names its product radial spoke head component 1 (gene RSPH1). The transcript is spliced from 9 exons. Lineage: Eukaryota; Metazoa; Chordata; Mammalia; Monotremata; Tachyglossidae. The record is from RefSeq and is a predicted model, not a curated record. Gene Ontology annotation, biological process: axoneme assembly; spermatid development. Gene Ontology annotation, cellular component: motile cilium; nucleus. Bases 43 to 999 code for a protein of 318 amino acids.